AGCUUUAACAAUAUACCGUGACAUGCAUUUGCAAUGAUUUUGAGAGCUUCACACUAUUAAAUUUCAAAUGAAUGAAUGUGAUGGGAAGGCAUGAGCUCACAUCAGGUCUGAAAGGCUCUCCUUUUAUAAACUGUAGACAGAAACAUUUAAUGGUUACUGGUUAAGUUCUUUAAUACUCACUAUAUUACUUAUCAAAUAUAAUUGCAAAACUUGUAUCAAGUGGCUAAUUGCAAUUAGUUAGAAAGCUGUUAUACCAUCCAUUUACUGUUUUCUAAUCUGCCUGUUGAAAGCCACAGGUCAUCAAAUCAUAGCACAGCUCACCUGCAUAGCAGCAGAGAAAGGUCACCUUAGUACAAGUGAGAUAUGCUUGCAGUAUAAAGGGUUAAUUUGAAAGUAAUGUGUGUAAAAAUGUGAUUUGGUGGCACUCUGUAACCUUAUGAGGAGAGCAAAUCCAAGAGUAAAUGCAGCUCGACAGCCUGGGUGAACUCGAGUUAAUUUCAGAGAGCCGUGGAGCAGCAACUGGCUGGGAGGACCUGAAGUCCAACAUCUACCCCUGCUGGUCACAGAGGAGCCCAAACCUGCUCAGCAUCCAGAACAUACAGUACUUUACAGUACAUGGAGAUCUGCAUAAAUUGUCCAAAUCAUGAACAAACUAUAUAUCGGGAAUUUAAGUCCUUCGGUCACUGAGGAGGACUUGAAGCAGCUCUUUAGGGAGAAGAACCUUCCAGUGCCCGACAAGAUCCUACUGAAAAACGGCUAUGCUUUUGUGGACUUCCCCGAUCAGAACUCGGCCAUAAAGGCUAUAGAGAUUCUUGGUAAUGGUAAAGUUGAAUUACACGGAAAGGUGAUAGAGGUAGACUACUCUGUUCCCAAAAAACUAAGGAGUCGGAAGAUCCAGAUCCGGAACACCCCUCAUCUACAGUGGGAGCCAUUAGACUCCUUACUAGCUCAAUAUGGUACUGUAGAAAGCGUGGAACAAGUGAACACUGAUACAGAAACAGCAGUGGUGAAUGUUACAUACGCAACCAAGGAGGAAGCUAAACUAGCCUUUGAGAAGUUGACAGGACACCAGUUCGAAGACUACUCCUUCAACGUGUCAUAUAUCAUGGACAUGGAUGCUGCUCCACCCGUCCAGGCUCCCCGCACACGGCGUGGGGGUCGGUCUUCCCGGGACCAGGGUGCCUGUCAGCCCGGGCCGUCAGGAGGCUUCGGAUCUCCGCGUCCCCGACAACAGGACUUCCCCCUGCGUAUCCUCGUGCCUACUCAGUUUGUGGGAGCCAUCAUCGGCAAAGAAGGCCUCACCAUCAAGAAUGUCACCAAACAGACGCAGUCCAAGGUGGACAUUCAUCGGAAGGAAAAUGCAGGUGCAGCAGAAAAACCCAUCACCAUCCACUCAACCCCCGAGGGCUGCUCCUCCGCCUGUCGCAUGAUCCUGGAGAUCAUGCACAAGGAGGCCAACGAGACCAAGACGACGGACGACAUCCCUCUGAAAAUCCUUGCCAACAACAGCCUGGUGGGUCGGCUGAUAGGGAAAGAUGGCCGCAACCUGAAAAAGAUCGAGGAGGAGACAGGGACCAAGAUAACUAUCUCCUCGUUACAAGACUUAACCAUUUGCAACCCUGAGAGGAUCAUCACGGUGCAUGGCAGCUUGGAGGCGGUUUGCAAAGCCGAGGCGUUGAUCAUGAAGAAGCUGAGGGAAGCCUACGAGAACGACAUUGCUGCUAUACACCAACAGGCCAACCUGAUCCCAGGUUUGAACCUGAACGCUCUGGGCAUCUUCUCCUCUGGUCUGCCGGUGCUGCCCCCUGCUGCUGGACCACGUGGUGCAGUGCCCCAUGUGGCACCAGCAGGAUACAACCCAUUCUUAAGUCACUCUUCACAUCUCAGUGGCCUGUACGGGGUUCCUCCAGCAAGUGCCAUCCCCCACCAGCACUCACACCAUGCUCCAGAACAGGAGGUUGUCUACCUCUUUAUUCCAACUCAGGCAGUCGGGGCCUUGAUCGGGAAGAAGGGCCAGCACAUCAAACAACUUGCCCACUUUGCCGGAGCUUCCAUCAAGAUCGCCCCGGCUGAGAGCCCAGACGUCACCGAGAGGAUGGUUAUCAUUACUGGAACCCCUGAAGCUCAGUUUAAGGCCCAAGGUCGGAUAUUUGGGAAGCUGAAAGAAGAGAACUUCGUCUCAGCAAAGGAGGAGGUCAAACUGGAGACGCACAUCAAGGUUCCCUCGACUGCAGCGGGCAGGGUCAUCGGUAAAGGUGGCAAGACGGUAAACGAGCUGCAGAACCUUACGAGCGCAGAGGUCAUCGUACCGCGGGACCAAACUCCUGACGAGAAUGACGAGGUCUUUGUGAAAAUCAGUGGGCAUUUCUUUGCCAGCCAGACUGCACAGAGGAAGAUCCGGGAGAUCAUUCAGCAGGUCAAACAGCAGGAACAGAAGCACCAGCAGUGCGCCGCCGUGUCACCGCACCACUCCAAGUGACCAGCGAGGUGGCUCCAGUGGGCACCAGCCAAUGAAUGUAGCCCUCCCAAACGGACAGAGACCUACCCAGACUAAGGCCAAGGCCAAGGGGGACAUGCAGGGCAGACCAGCAGCACCGGGAUCAAAACCAAAGAACUUCGCUAGGGGGGAAACAAGUGAGAGCCAAAGGCUGAGGGCAUUGUGUGCACUGCCAGCCCUGUGAGAGCAGAUAAGAGUGGGAGAAACCGUACUGAUACAACAAAAUAAAAAGACCAAAAAAAAAAAAGAAAAAGAAAAAUCGACAAGAAAGGUGGAAAUGGCAGAGAAUUUGGGAACUGUUGUCUUUACAGUUAAAAAAAAACGGUAAAACAGGAACUAGUAUGUCGCCCUGCAUAACGUUAUCUCUUUAGUUGGACUAACAUAGGCCUAACAAACAGAUAAAGCAACUCUAUUAACACGAGCGUAUAGGAGGCAUUGUGAUUGAUAUUUUGGGUUAGAACGAGAGCGAGUGACAAUGAACACCUUCUCUCACAAGCGUUUGAGAUAUUUAGAUUGUGAGAUUAAAUAUCCUUAGCAGUAUUCAUACAGAGUAGUAGAAAAGUAUAUUGAUACACACUGAGAGUAUGCACUGUUAUUUUUCUAUGGAAAUGACAGUAUAGCUCGGUGUAGUUUUUAAUAUUUUGCUUGUUCCAGAGAUUGAUUGGGCUUUGACAGCCACAUACGGCGGUUUCCCUUGUUUGCUCCCAUUUAGGCCACUGAAAUCAAAAAGAACACCCCUAUAAGUAAAUAUGGUGAAUGGUUCUGAGUCUUUGUAACAAGCCUGUGUGUGUGCCAACGCAAAAGAUAACGUCCCUUCCAAAUGUCUCUCACCAUUCAUAUCUGAUGCUACACUUUUUAUUAUUGUUUCCUUCUUUUCUGCAAAUUUCUGCUUCACCUUCUCAUCACUCUCCCUCAUCUGGCAUCGUGGUUUUUUUUUAAAGCGCUAAAAAUAUUUGUUGUCAAGAAACACUUUUUUUCGUAGCCUUUUGAUAACCUUAAACUGACUGCCACUUUUGCUAAAGAGAGGUUAAUGCAACCGAGGGAUUUUUUUUUAAACCAGUAAACUGGUGUCACUCUUCCAUGCUGUACAGAAGACGAUGUCGAUAUUCAUGCUUGUUGUCCUGAUAGCUAAAAAAAACAAAAAAACAAUCUAUAGAUGUCUCUAAAGACACUUUCCUCAACAAUCAGAGCAAAAAUCGGCGUCUUAAAAAAAGAAAAAACUAAAAUGGUGCACCUUUGCUAGUUACAGGUGCUUUUUUUUUUUUUUUUUUUGAAUGUGCACCGCCACACGCUCGGCCUUAUGAGGACGUCACGAGGGCCAACACGAAGUGUGAGCUGAGGGCCCAGAAAAGGGGGGAACAGGGUGAAGGGAGGGAGGGUGAGGGUGGGAUGGUGCAGACUCUUGGUGUGUUGGGGUGGCAGUGAAAAGAUUCGGGGUUAGAGCAUUGGGGUGGGCUUUAUAGGGAGGCACUGUAUGACCUGUGGUACACACACAACCGCAAACGUGACCGCAGCCGCGUUUGGCUUUAACCCUCUCUUGUCAGGGAGCUUUCUAAAAUGGCAUGACAGCUGUGAAUGUACGAUAUGCAGCCUUUUUAGAAAAAUAUCACCCCCUGCCGCGUCCAGCAGGCCAGGCCAGCGGCACACGACACACAGAUUGUCAUCCUCACGCUCGCUCUUUUUGUUUAACUUUUUUUUUUUUUUUUUUAAAUCUUGGUUGUUUUAUUUUGGCGAGCUGGCCGACUGCUCUGCGAGCACGCUGGACAUGCAGGUCCUGGUGUCCCUUUGUGCUUUACUUUGGAGACCAUGGAAGCUUGUUGCCUUAUUUUGUCACCUUUCAGACAUUCACCCCAUCAGCUUCAUCUUCCAGACGCAAGGUUAUUGCCAAUACGCACAGCUUCCUCCGUGUGUGUAUGUGUGUGUGCGUGCGUGUGUGUGUGUAUAUAUAUAAAAAGAGAGAGUAAUAUUUAUGAAUCUAUUUUUUCCUAUUUUGUGAUGAGAGCUAUUGAUAAGAAACAAAAAGAAAACAAAGUCCUUUUCUUUUUUCCUCAGUGGGACACUGCCAUAUUAUUUUGAAGGGAAGUGUUUAUUUUCUUGAAAACUAGACUAUGAAUAAUAAUAUAAUAAAUAAAAACCUGAAAAAAUAGGAGAACAGUAAAGUGAACCACCGCGUUAACUUUGGUCAGGAUGUGAACAGUGCGCAUGUCAGUAUUGUGAUCUACCUCAGGCUUCAGGGUACCUCAGUCCAAUCUUUCAUUUCCCCUUUUUCCACAUUUUGUAUGCCUUGUUAAAUGAUCAUUUUGAGCGUUUCUAAUUUUCUUUUUUAAUUAAAAAAAGAGAAAAGAUUUACAGUAAACUCUACACUCUUCAGGUCCAGCCGACUAGUGAAACUUUGUAAAUCGUAAAUCGUAGUCAACUCUGUUGGACUGUGUUUGCCUGGACGCCAUACAACCUCUUAAUGAUACACGUCAAAGGAUAUCCAAGCCGAUUUUGCUAGAAAGGAAUGAAGAGCAGGAUCUAAGGGGUACAUACCUGCCCGAUGUGGUUCUGAAUGUGGAUGUUGUGUACUGAUUUCACCAUCAAAAGAAAGAUACAAAUCAGUUGAUAUAAACAGAAACUAACCAACUGUACCUCCUGUUUUUCCCAACUGUACCUCCAGGUUUUUUGAGACUUUAGAGAAAAAAAAACUAUGAAGUUUAUUCACUUGUGGAAAAAAAAAGAAUUUUAUAACAACCCAACCCAAUCUUACCAGCUCUAUUUGAUAUCAGCUUACUCUGGGGUUGAUUUGAAGAAAAUACAAAGCUGCAAAAAUACACUGACAGGACUCUUGAACAUGGUGUAAAACCCUAGUCUUCUGUGUAGAAUGUAGAACAACUCUAGUCGUUGAAAUGUCACUGUGUACGACAAGAUAACUGUAUAUCUGUAAACAUGUACAAUAGAGUCACACAUAAAUGCAUCGUUUUCUGUCUCUCUAUGACACUUACCAGUCUGCAACUGCGUUGUGAGAGAUGGUGGGAGAAGUUUAGAGCGUCACAGCUUCCCUCAAACUGACCUCUAAAUGGUUUUCUCAUCAAUCUACCGAUUAAGAUUUUUUUUUUUGUUGUGCUGUACAUUUCAGAAUUACCUCUCUGAAUCCAAGGCUGACUUUAGUUACUAAAAAUCAAUGUAGGGCAAAGGAAUUAAAUAAAUGAAUGAUAUAGUGAAAGUUAGCGUUUGUCUUUGGACUUCUUUUAACUGUUGAGAGCUGAUUUUACUUUUCGGAGGGCAGACUGUUGUCAUCAGAUGAGGUGGAUUAUCAUUUUUGUCCCAGUGAACACAGACUAGCAGUGCUAAAAUAAAAAAUAAAGGUCUAUCAAACUCACACAAUGCCUGAGGCGGUUUCAGCACGCCUCUCCACAGCCGGUACAGUACCUCAUACGAUGACGAUAGCUCAACAGACCUGAUUCAAUUACCCUGACCUUACCCAUACGAAUGCAGUACGGUGCUUCUAGUCGAAUGCAUGACUCCUGUGGUGGUCUGCUUCACUUUAGUAGGGCAUGUCUUGGAGAAAACGGCUUUUCACAGUAGCACUGGAAAUCGUAGUUUGUCACUUAAUGGUUUGUCUGACUGUCAGGAGCAGUUCUUUUUUUUUUAGAGCAGUUUUGAAGUUGAGGCUCUUUUCUUGCAUUGCAGAGGACUCUUCAGACUCUCUCUCUUGUAUUUUUGGCUCUUUCUAAGCGCAGGUUUCCCUCUAGCUGGUUUGGUUUCACUGUGGUGCUGUUCGAAGUGCAUCCGGGUUGUUGAGACAUCUGAGCGCCAACCGCGGUCUGAGGCGAAACCUGUAAACAUAAUAGUAACCUUUUCUUUUACUUCCAGGGGAUUGGUGUUUCUAGGUUUUGUGGGGUGUUGCUAGGCAUUAAUUUUCAGUACCAUAAAACCACAAAUGCACACAUCACCGAGGGUGUACAGUGUUGUUAGUCAUAUCACACAGUGGUUGAAUAGCUUAGGCUUUAUUUUGUUUUCUGUUGAUCGGGUUUUCUCGUCAUUUACACUGAUUAAAUAAUGUAGUCUGGAGCAUAGCUGGGAUUCUUUAAUAUUCAUUCCUGUUAGAUCACUACCAGUAAUACUAGCUGUUAAAUUGUGGUUGAAAAUAUCCUAGCUAGGAUUUUGAACAGAUUUGGGAAUUGGAAUGGAGAAAAAUGCAAAGUAGUUAUGCCUGUUUGACAAAGCAGAAGGGUGGACAGAGUAACCAAGUCUGAAGAUAAAGCUGAUUAAACUUGUUCUGCCUUUGUGACUGAACAAACCAGAAGGCAUUCAACACCAUCCAGCAAAUGUGGACACGGUGGUGAAGGAUUUAGUCUGGUCAGGUGUAAGCAGAACCACAGCAGUGUUUUUUGUCCUAUCUUGUUGUUAAAUGAGAAAAUGCAAAGCAUUGCAUGAGACUGAUUCAGGCGAUCCAGUAUGUACUACACUUCAUAUAGCACUAGACUUUUGAAUAGUGGUUUUACAUGGAUCCAUUUCUUAACUGCAUUUCACCAUUUGGGAGAUUCCUUUUGUUUCCUCAGUAGGUCACAACCCUCAAGUCCUACAAUUCCCACAGGCCAAAAGGUCCCAAACACCUCAAGGUAAUUGGUGACUGUGAGCUGGACAGACAUAUGAUCCAUUUUUAAUAUAUCUCAUGGAUCCAUGCCUUUCUGGUAACAGCCAUGCUGUUGUUUUGAGUUGUGAGUGAACUGUAUUGCUGAGCAACCUGGAUCUGAGCAAUAAAGAUUAUUUGAAAGAAAA
Messenger RNA from Acanthochromis polyacanthus (spiny chromis), 7261 nucleotides. RefSeq names its product insulin-like growth factor 2 mRNA binding protein 2a (gene igf2bp2a). Gene Ontology annotation, biological process: regulation of gene expression; nervous system development. Gene Ontology annotation, cellular component: cytosol; cytoplasm; nucleus. NCBI's taxonomy places the organism in Eukaryota, Metazoa, Chordata, Actinopteri, Pomacentridae. The record is from RefSeq and is a predicted model, not a curated record. Gene Ontology annotation, molecular function: mRNA 3'-UTR binding.